UAUGUGCCGUCACAGUGCAGACAGAGGUUGUAAACAUGGCGGCGGACGGGAUGGUGCUCACCAACCACGACCAUCAGACUCGAGUGGGGAUACUGACAGUCAGUGACAGCUGUUACAAGAACUUGGCUGAGGACAGGAGUGGAGUCAACCUGAAAGACCUGGUCCAUGAUCCCUCACUGCUAGGAGGAGUCAUCGCAGCCUACAAGAUCGUUCCAGAUGAGAUUGAUGAAAUUAAGGACACUCUUUUGGACUGGUGUGACGAACAGGAGCUGAAUCUCAUUCUGACUACUGGAGGAACUGGAUUUGCACCACGAGAUGUUACACCUGAGGCCACCAGAGAGGUGAUAGAGAGAGAGGCUCCGGGUAUGGCUCUGGCCAUGCUGAUGGGAUCACUCAACGUUACACCAUUAGGCAUGCUGUCCAGGCCAGUGUGCGGCAUCCGUGGUAAAACUCUGAUCAUCAACCUGCCAGGGAGCAAGAAGGGCUCUCAGGAGUGUUUCCAGUUCAUCCUGCCCGCUCUGCCCCACGCCAUCGACCUGCUGCGCGAGGCCUUGGUCCAGGUCAAAUCCACGCACGCCGCCCUGGAGCAGCUGCCCUCCCCUUCCGCCCUGCUGGGCAACACGCACACCAACACGCUCAGCAACACGCACACCAUGGAGCGCGGCACCCAGUGCGAGGACGAGGACGAGGACGAGGAGGAGGAAGAGAGGAGGAGAGGAGGCCGACACGUGCACAACCACCACCACCACCACCACCAGCACGCCUCCUCCCACAUCACGGCGGCCGCCAUCGCUGCCAAGACGAGCCAUGCUUUGUUCAUGGCUAAAGGGGCUCCCUACCUGCCCGGCAACACACCCGCCCCUCCCACUCAUUUCACCUGUAGCCAUGACCAUCAGAUCCCGGACUCGAUCAUUUCUCGAGGCGUUCAGGUGCUUCCUCGAGAUUCGGCCUCUUUAAGCUCCACCCCUUCCGAGUCACCGCGGGCAACACAGGCUACCUCCCGCCUUUCCACCGCCUCAUGCCCGACACCCAAGGUUCAGUCACGAUGUGGCAGUAAUGAGAACAUUCUGAGAGCCAGCCACAGCGCGGUGGACAUCAGUAAAGUGGCGCGUCGUCAUCGCAUGUCCCCGUUCCCGUUGACGUCAAUGGACAAAGCCUUCAUCACUGUUCUGGAGAUGACGCCUAUUCUGGGAAUUGAAGUCAUUAACUACAGAGAAGCGGCUCACACCGCUUUCUCCGCAGACGGUUUGGGUCGAGUGCUCGCUCAGGACAUCUAUGCCAAAGACAACCUUCCUCCAUUCCCCGCCUCCGUUAAAGACGGCUAUGCUGUACGAGCUGCUGACGGCCCUGGAGAUCGCUUCAUCAUGGGAGAAUCACAGGCUGGACAACAGCCUACCCAUACAGUGAUGCCAGGUCAGGUGAUGAGGGUGACGACCGGGGCUCCCAUUCCUUGCGGAGCUGAUGCUGUGGUCCAAGUGGAAGACACAGAGCUACUGAGGGAGUCUGAGGAUGGCACAGAGGAGUUGGAGGUGAGGAUUAUGGUCCAGGCCAGGCCCGGACAGGACAUCAGGCCAAUAGGUCACGACAUCAGGCGAGGGGAGUGUGUGUUGGCUAAAGGAACACACAUGGGCCCGUCAGAGAUCGGCCUGCUGGCUACAGUGGGAGUGACCGAGGUCAGCGUGCACAAGUUCCCCGUGGUGGCUGUCAUGUCCACUGGAAACGAGCUGUUGAAUCCAGAGGACGACCUGAACCCAGGGAAGAUCAGAGACUCCAACCGCUCCACCCUGCUGGCCACCAUCCAGGAGCACGGAUACCCCACCAUCAACCUGGGCAUCGUUGGAGACAACCCUGACGACCUGCUGUCAGCUCUCCAUGAGGGAAUCAGUCGCGCUGAUGUCAUCAUCACCUCAGGGGGCGUGUCCAUGGGAGAGAAGGACUACCUAAAGCAGGUGCUGGACAUUGACCUUCAUGCUCAGAUCCACUUUGGACGAGUCUUUAUGAAGCCAGGUCUUCCUACUACCUUUGCCACAGCUGACAUUGAUGGAGCACGGAAACUCAUCUUUGCUCUACCAGGGAACCCAGUGUCUGCUGUGGUGACGUGUAAUCUGUUUGUGAUUCCUGCUCUGAGGAAGAUGCAAGGCAUUCUGGACCCCAGACCUACCAUUAUUAAAGCUAGGCUUUCCUGUGAUGUGAAGCUGGAUCCCAGACCAGAGUACCACCGCUGUAUUCUCACCUGGCACCACCAGGAGCCACUGCCCUGGGCACAAAGCACAGGUAACCAGGUAUCCAGCAGGCUCAUGUCAAUGCGUAGCGCCAACGGCCUGCUGAUGUUACCUCCUAAAACAGAGCAGUACGUGGAGCUGCACAAGGGAGAGGUCGUGGACGUCAUGGUCAUCGGACGGCUAUGAUGCAGACUUCAAUGUCACUCGCUACCGAUUACCAUGGCAGUGCCAGGACUUCCUGUCUGGACAGGAAACGGGCGUGGGGGCAGGAAGCGAUGCAUGUCGACCUGGUCGCCAUUAGCUGUGAUGUCAUAUGCAACAGCCAAUCGGAGCCAGCGGAGGCUGAAUCCUCAUUGGUCUGCUCUGAGGAGAUCACUGUAUUUCAAUGAGAGAAAAAAAAUGUGAAAAAAAUAUAUGAAAUAUGAGAUUUAUUCUGUAAUAUUAUUAUUAUUAUUAUUAUUAUUAUCCUGAUGAUAAUGAUUAUUAAUAUUCUUAAUUAAUAUUCUAUUUAUUAUUAUUAUCAUGGUUCUGAUUGAAUAUUAUCAUCUUAGUAGUAAUCAUGCCCUCUUCUCUCCUGUUCAUUUGCUUUGUGCGUUCCACAUUUUUCCCUGGUAGUUAUAGAGAUAUAGACUCUUUUCCCUCCUUCCUCCACUCCUCCUGUCCUUUUAUCCCCUUUUUUCUCUUAUUCUUCUUCUUUUCUGCUAUUGCGUCCUCUAUCCAGAUAUAGAAACUUCCUUAUUAACCCCUCCCUGCAGUAUCACUACACUUCCUUCUGCCUCACACUGACCCUAACAUCAGACUUUGACAGAUAUAUGAACUGAAGGCUGAUUUUAAUAUAUAUUUAUUAUUGAGUUGAAGCUGCUGAUAUAGUUUGUGCCAGUACACUAAAUACGACUUUUUUUGCAGGAAAAAAAAGAGGAACAAAAAUCCAAGGAUUCUUAUUUAUUUCUUUAUUACAUUUUUUUUGUCAAGAUAUCAAAGCAUUCAGAUCAUACUGAGACAUUAACGCUCAUCUUGACUCUGAGCGAAAGCCAUGAAACUCUUUGAGGUGGCUCAGCGUAAAAGCAGCGUGAAGCAGGACUCACGGGGUUAAAUCCUUCCAAAUAUAAACAUAUUAAUAAAUACAUAAUUUAUGAUGUGUAGUCAUGUGGGCCACGCACGCUGAUAUUCAGUAUAACCCAAAAUCUGCAUUCAAGUAGUGAUUUACACAAGUUUAAAGUGUACGCCUUAAAGGUACAGUACAGUUUUUUUUUUUUUUAAAGGGCACUCUACUGAUUUAAAUCAUGAAGUCAUAAGUUACUUGUCAUGUAGCGUACUACUUAGCCUUGGGGGGGGGGGGGAAUUCCCUAUGGCUCUAAAGUUAGCGCUUUUUAAAGAUUUAGCUUAAAAAACAAACCUAAUGACGCUGUUAAAGGGCCCUGUGGAGUCUUAUAAACAAAUAUACAAAAGUUAAGUUUACAUACAUGUUAUGCGCCAAAUUGCGUCGUGUCAAUCCUCGAGGACUGGCGGAUGUUUUUUUUUCAUACAUCACGUUUCUUUGUAAUGUUUUGAAACCUGUUUAUAUCCGUGUUUUAGCAGUUAGCUUCUUCCCUGCCUUUGUUGGAGUAUUACUGUGUUUCUCGGCGUGUUACCGUCGAGUCAUGUGACUUACCUUAACUAGUGCGACUGCAUAUCGCGUCCUGUGUCCUCACAAACAACCAAAAAAAAAAAAAAAGAGGAUCCACUAUUUUAAAAAACUGCACAGGGUACCUUAGCUUUUAAGUUGCGUUAUGGGAAAUGUAGGAUCCAGUGUUUUAACUCAACUUUUGCUGCUUUAAUUUUGACCGUUCCUUUUUUUAACAUAUCACCACAGUAGACCUUUUAAAACUCUUAAGUGGCCAAUCAGUAAAUAGAACUGUCCAGUUGACAGCCAGUCAGAAAGGCAGGCUUUUUAUUGGCUAAUCAGGCCCUUCCAUCUUUUUUUUUUUUUUUUUAAUUUUCUGCCUUUAAAACCACACGAACAGUAACAAAAAAACAGCUGCUUCAGCGAGUUGUGACGUACAGUAUUCCCGACUCCGAGGAAACGCUCGAGCCGACAUCACGUGAAAGCGGGGUGUCGCAUUCAGGUGCUCGUAAAAUGACACAACUGGUGAAUUUACUACCACUGACGGUGUGUUAAGGUGCUUGUUAAAAGUCAAAAGCGUCCGAGUAGUCUGACCGCUUUUUCUCUCAAUGUACUGUAUGUAGUCCGAGCAACGCUGAGGAAACACAGAUUCGUGUGAUAUUUGGCCUGCUGUUUCAUAAACGUUUGAUAUUUAGCCCACUACAAGCUCCGUUUACUUCUAGCGUAGAACAGAAUAGUAGAGCAGUGUCUUGCUGAUUUAAACACUGACUUUAAAUUGUUUACUAAUUAACAAGGACCAUUUAAAUGCAUCAUAUGCAAUCUGUGAGACCCCUGCAUUCACCAGAACGCCAUACCUUAAACUUCUAUAGUUCCUCUGAUUCUUCCUAUCAGUGUGAUCAGUGCCAAACAAGCCCACAUGGUCAAAGUCUAAUGCUGCAUUCAGGUCGUAUUGGAAUAACUGGCGCAGAUACUUGUGUGAAUUUAAUGGUACUUAAAGACACCAGGAUGACAUGAUUGAUGUGUUUUGUAGGUGUUGCUGCUGCUGCUGCUGAUUUUCUUGUGUCAGUUUGAAAUAUAAAGUGGAAGCUCACAUUUACCAUCUUUCUGUAUGACAUGAAGGCAGCACUAGUCAGCGUUUCUGAGCUUUGACCCCUCUUUUCCCGACAGGCUGACGCAGUCUUCCUCCAACUCCCUCCUUCCUUCCUUCCUUCCUUCCUCCCUCAUCUUCCUCUUUUCCUCCCCCCCAACCCUCCUUUACACUUGCAUGCCCAUAAUGUGGGGGGAGGGGCUUGUCUUUUUCUCUUUGGGCAGGUUUGAUUUCAGGUGCGAGACCAGGGUGCAGCAUCUGGGCGGUACUUCUGACCCCGGCUAUAAAAAAAAAAAAAGGUUUCAGUUUCUGCCAGUUGUUUUUUUUUACGCAACAGUCGGUGCGUAAAAAGAGUUUAAAAAAAAAAAAAUGAAGUCCAGUCUCUGGUUACCAACACCGUCUUCUCAUUUUAUUCCUCUCUAGCUUUGAGGUCAGAAACUUCCCAGUUACCUCAAACGCACCAUUUAUCUAUCAGCGGCUCGUGCUGUGUUCAUGCAGGAGCAAAGUGGAAGAACAGGAAUAGGGAGUUUGGACAGUAACUGGAAGGACUUCAUCUAAAUUUAAAAAAGACAACAAAAUUAAAACACCACAAGUUUUCGGCAGCUCGUAUUUCCCGUGAACACAGCAUCAGAGCAAAAUCCUGGCACCUGCCCAAGGAGGACUAAUCAAACCCAGAUAGAUUCAUUUGAGUAAGAAGAAGCAGGUUAUUGAUAAACUGCCUUUGUACUGAGUGAUUCGUAACACUGGACUUAAACUCAGUGUCACACUGCACACACUAUAAACUAUGACCAGCACUUGUAAUGAAGCAAUGACACAGCAUUCUACUACUACUGUAUAAAAUAUAAUGAAAAAAAGGAUGUUUUUUUCUGUAAUGAUAUUAUUGAAACUGAAGAUGAAUUAAUAAAAAUAAUCCUGAUUAUUCUGUA
Molecule: messenger RNA, 5838 nt
Organism: Scomber scombrus (Atlantic mackerel)
Lineage: Eukaryota; Metazoa; Chordata; Actinopteri; Scombriformes; Scombridae
Gene: gphna
Product: gephyrin a
Exons: 24
Coding region: 36-2408 (790 amino acids)
Biological process (GO): postsynaptic neurotransmitter receptor diffusion trapping; establishment of synaptic specificity at neuromuscular junction; gamma-aminobutyric acid receptor clustering
Cellular component (GO): postsynaptic membrane; dendrite; cytoplasm
Molecular function (GO): molybdopterin molybdotransferase activity
Source: RefSeq, a predicted model, not a curated record